Messenger RNA from Emericellopsis atlantica, 1503 nucleotides. Its product is annotated as short chain dehydrogenase. Bases 413 to 1162 code for a protein of 249 amino acids. NCBI's taxonomy places the organism in Eukaryota, Fungi, Ascomycota, Sordariomycetes, Hypocreales, Bionectriaceae. The record is from RefSeq and is a predicted model, not a curated record. Gene Ontology annotation, molecular function: oxidoreductase activity, acting on NAD(P)H, oxygen as acceptor. The transcript has 3 exons. Gene Ontology annotation, cellular component: intracellular anatomical structure.
GUGGAUUCAAGUCUAGCGCCUUAGACCACUCGGCCAACGCAUCAUUGUCAAGCCAGUGAAAUAUUAGAAAUUAUACAGGGCUACCUCCCCUAGCGUCGAUCUUCUACAUUGUCACAACGUGGCUCCAACAUCUGAGUACUACAAGUUCGCGAAAGAGGACAAACAAACCCUGAAAGACCGGACUACUUGAGCUAUUGGUGUAUCAUGGACUAAGGCUGCUCCCACAAGUUGUUCAAAGUACGAACAAUUUGACAUAGAACCCCCCCACCACGACAUCAUCUCGAGCCCCACACGAUAGUCAUCCUCGUUUGCAUCCAGUCUUCACUUUACCACUGAACCCAAGUCCCUCCUCCUCAUUAGCUCUACGCAAGGCGAGAAAAGAUCUUACGCUCCAAACUGACGAUCAAACACCAUGGCCAAAACGUUCAUCAUCACCGGCGCGAGCAAAGGCAUCGGACUCGCCGUGACCAAACGCCUGCUCUCCCAAUCACACAACGUGGUGCUUGCCGCACGCUCAGCCGACCUACUUGAGAACAUCAAGGCGCAGUCACCCAAGCAAGUCGAAUAUGUAGCUGGUGACAUGACCGACGAGACUAUCCCAGAGAAACUGGUCACUCUGGCCGUUGAGAAGUUUGGCGGCUUGAACGGUGUGGUCAUCAAUCACGGUGUCCUGAAUCCCAAGAAGAUGGCAGACUCGUCACUGGUAGACCUCAAACAUGUGUACAACGUGAAUGUAUUCAGCAACUUCACUAUGGCCAAGGCUGCACUUGCAGAGCUACGAAAGUCCAAGGGCUGCCUGAUCUGGGUCUCGAGCGGCGCGUCUACCAAGGCCUACGAGGGCUGGGGUGCCUACGGGUCGUCAAAGUCCUCGGUUAACGCACUCUCCACGCACAUUGCUCUAGAAGAGCCGGAUAUUACGUCCCUAGCACUGGCGCCGGGCCGCGUCGACACCGACAUGCAGGCCGCACUACGAUCCGAGGGCAAGGACACCAUGGGUAAGGCCGUGUACGACGAUUUCGUCGACGCAUACAACACGGGCGCCCUGCUCAAGCCCGAGCAGCCUGGGAAUGUGAUUGCGGCAUUUGUGGCCAACCCGGACAACGACCUGAGUGGCAAGUUGGUGAAAUGGAAUGGCGAGGAGAUGGCUGCCUUUCAGCAGUAGUAGAGGUCUGUCUUUCCACACGCGUUAGCAGCUGCUUUAUCCAAGUGAUGGAAAUAGAAACGUGAAAGGGAGUGUUGCAAGUCAGUCGAAAGAUGAAAAGCUCUUAUUUAUAUCCACAUGGGUGCGUUCGGUAUUAGCAUGGAAUAAGUUGUAUCAUCAUGCAAAUGGUGGGUGAUUCUGUAGGAAAACGCGCGCAAGGUCUUACCUAUCAAUCAUGCAUCACAGUGCUUGGAAAUCAAAACACCAUGUUCUGCAAAAGACUUGACCGCGUUAGCGACGUCAAGACUCGAGUUGCAAAGUGUGCAUGCACGAUGUUGUCGCUCAGGCUAUCGUUUUUCUCC